Messenger RNA from Macadamia integrifolia, 1756 nucleotides. RefSeq names its product COMPASS-like H3K4 histone methylase component WDR5A. Gene Ontology annotation, cellular component: Set1C/COMPASS complex. The coding region runs from base 285 to 1220 and encodes 311 amino acids. The transcript has 3 exons. NCBI's taxonomy places the organism in Eukaryota, Viridiplantae, Streptophyta, Magnoliopsida, Proteales, Proteaceae. Gene Ontology annotation, molecular function: histone binding. The record is from RefSeq and is a predicted model, not a curated record.
AUCCCAAGAGGCUACUAACCACUCGAUGCUCGACGAUUUUCACACAACGUGGAGGGUUUGAUCGUGGAGCCACACGCGCGCGGUGUCUAUAAACGGCUUCACUAGGAAAGCCCCUCGCAAAGCAACUUGGGUAUAAAGCGCUUACUGUCUGCGUCGUCGAUUGAGUAAAGUGACGAGACAGACUUGUGGAGACGUUUAGAAACUUCGAAUUUCCCUCGCAGAUACCUGCAACAAAUAAAACCUCUGGUUUCAACUUUCAAAUUCUAUAGCAGGAAUCUCCAUCUAUGGCGUCAGAUACAGCUGAAGCAAUAAAACCUUACAAGCUUAAUCAAACCCUAACAGGCCACAAGCACUCCAUCUCCAGCGUCAAAUUCUCCAACGACGGCAAGCUAUUGGGUAGUUCAUCGGCAGAUAAGACCAUCCGUCUCUGUUCGCCGACCGAUGGCUCUCUUCUCAAGGAAUUUGAAGGCCACGAACAGGGUAUCUCCGACUUUGCUUUCUCUUCCGAUUCCCAUUAUAUCUGCUCUGGUUCAGAUGACAAGACUGUUCGGAUGUGGGACGUCCAGACCGGUUCGCUUGUCAAGACACUUCAUGGUCACACCAAUUAUGUUUUCUGUGUUAACUACAAUCCCCAGUCAAAUAUGAUUGUCUCCGGUUCGUUCGAUGAGACAGUUAGGGUUUGGGAUGUGAAGACCGGGAAAUGCUUGAAGGUUCUCCCAGCCCACUCUGAUCCUGUGACAGCCGUGAACUUUAACCGAGAUGGGUCUUUAAUCGUUUCGAGCAGCUACGAUGGGUUGUGUAGGAUAUGGGAUGCGUCGACAGGCCACUGCAUGAAGACUCUCAUUGAUGAUGAAAAUCCGCCGGUUUCUUAUGUCAAGUUUUCUCCUAAUGGAAAAUUUAUUCUCGCUGGCACAUUGGACAAUACAUUGAGAUUAUGGAACUUUUCGACCGGGAAAUUUCUUAAAGCAUACACUGGGCAUGUUAAUUCAAAAUACUGCAUAUCAUCCACAUUUUCUGUAACCAAUGGGAAGUAUAUUGUCAGUGGUUCGGAGGAUAACCAGGUCUACUUGUGGGAACUUCAGACAAGAAAAAUUGUCCAGACGCUGGAAGGCCACACAGACACUGUUAUAUCUGUUACAUGUCACCCUUCUGAGAACAUGAUAGCAUCUGGUGCACUUGAGAAGGACAAAACAGUGAAAAUCUGGACUCAGGAGGGCUGAUUCGUUUUCCUGGGACUGGAUUUUGGAGUGGUGGAAUUUGCAAUCUAUGUAAUUCUUGUGGAGUUGAGAUCAUCGGACACCAAUAUCACCACUGCUGCCAUUAUCACCACAAUCACCAUCAUAAAAGGUUUGCAAUAGAUUUGGGUUCAUCAUCAGCGAGUCGCCAUUCUUUAUCUUCAUAUCAUGGAUGACUCAGAAGAAUGAGGUUUUAUGGGAAAGGAAAACUAUAAAUUUCCCAUUCAAAUGCACUCAGUUUGGUUGAUUUCUAUGCUAAAGAUCUUGUUCCAUUGUGCUCCUUUUCCAAAGCAGCACAAUUUCAGCAUCUAUGCUUAAACCAUAUGCUGGUUCCUGACCUAAAAUGCUCAACCUUAUCCAUCAGGGCUUGGGUCUGGUUAGUAUACGACAUCAACAUUUUUGGCAGAGGUAUUGUAAUGUAGAGAGAAUAAUUUAUUAAAGAUCAAGGAGUCCUUAAUCUUUACAAGGCCUUGUUAACAUUGAGUGAUAAUAUUCUGUUUGGGCCACCACAAUUAGGUUUA